Molecule: messenger RNA, 1721 nt
Organism: Pseudonaja textilis
Lineage: Eukaryota; Metazoa; Chordata; Lepidosauria; Squamata; Elapidae
Gene: C3H8orf89
Product: chromosome 3 C8orf89 homolog
Source: RefSeq, a predicted model, not a curated record
ACCAUGAGCGUCCCGGAUAGCUUCCGUCUUCCCAAGUUCUGCAGAGACGAGGGAUUUGGGUGUCGGUUCGCCCCUCGCCCUCCGUUGCCUUUCGCCCCCGGCAGCGCGGUACAAGGGCCGCUAUGAGUAGCAGCCAGCAACGCACCCACUUCAAGCCACGCGAUUUACAGGUAGAUAAUGGCAAACUCCCAAAGAUCUCUUGUGUUCCAAAAUGGAAACAUACCACUUUUCAGCCAAUCCCAAAAGAAAGAAAAUUGCCAUUCCUGACACCUGAUAAUAAAUUCCUGGAUGGUAAAGGAAAAUUAUUUGAAAGUGAACCAUUUAUGGAUAGUUGGAAAAAUGCGGUUUUAAAGACAAAAAGAAUUAAACAAGCAGAGUAUGCCUCUGCAUAUGGCUUGAGUGAUUCCAAUGAAAAUACUGCAAUGCAGUGUCUUUCUCAGAGUACGGAAGAAUAUCCUGCAAUACCAAACUCCCUUCCUGUUAUACAAAAGACACAAAGUUGUGCUGAUCAAUUUCCAAGCAGCUCUGAUAGUAAUGAAGAUUCCAGAUUGCCACCUUUAUAUUUGCUUCCAACUACUCUUUCCCAAAGUUUUUUUGAAGGCAACUACAAAAGCAGGGGAGACAUUGCCAUGGGACAUCCAACCAAAAAAGAGGUGCCUUGCAUAUCAGCACCUCUGAAGAACUCUGAACCACACCGUCAAGCUGGAGCGUUGGAUGCUGUGAGGUUGAAGAAACUCAAUAGGUGUUCCAGACUGGCUUCAUUUCCAGGAAGGGUCAAGUACAGGACUGGUUACCAAUUUGCUGAUCCUGUCAGUGGAGCCACAUCUCAGUUCCUUCAGAGGCUUGCUGAAUUAGCCGCUCUUGAAUGCACAACCAUUCAUGAGGAGAAAACCAAAAAAAUAAGGAAGACUAAGAAACAAGAGACAUAGAACUAGAUUGUGCAAGGAGCAGGCUCCUUUGCAAUUAGAUGUUUUUGAUCUCCUUUAACAUGUUGUGUUGAUCAGUGAAUCACAAUUAAUGUAAAAGAAAAAAUUGAUGUUUAAUAAAUAUAUUAUCAUGAUUACAUUGUCCAAACUAAAUUGUUUAAAAAUUGGUUACUCAAAAAUGGAGGAAAAAACCCAACUUUCAACCACAUCUAAAUGCAUACAUCCUUCUCUAAACUACAUUCAAAGCAUGUUUCAGACUCCCAGCAAGCAUGACCACCUAGCCAUAAUACUAUGCAAACCUAGUCACUGAAAUUAGCUAAAUAUGCAAAUUUAUUUUUAUUCCUGGAGACUGCCAAGGCUAGUUUUGUUUUGUUUCAGAAAUGUUUUUCCACUGUCUCCUUCCUAGGUGAAGUGAUUGGACCAAGGUCACCCAGUUGGCUUUGUGCUAAGGUGGAACUGUGUUUUGGCUUCCAACUUUAUGCCUUAACCACUACACCAGACUAGUUCUCUACUAAAUUAUAACUUUGGACAGCAAGAUGGGCAGCAUAGAAAUUUAAUAAAUAAAACUUAUCUAUAGAUCGGUCUUGCCUGCAAUAAUGCAAAGAUCAUAAACCUAAUCAUAAAUCUAGAAUACUGAAUAUGAGUAGAUUUUCUUGUCCAUUUCCUGCAAUUAGUUGCUUCAGAUCUCUAAAUCCUGAACACAUUUCUGAAGUAUUCCUAACCAUUCCAUUGCUAAUGGCUUUAUUCAUGCACACCACCAUGGUUGAGCUUGCUAAAGCAGCCUAGGGAUAGAAA